Symbiodinium sp. CCMP2456 is the source of this 5223-nucleotide messenger RNA. The record is from the annotation of a GenBank genome assembly. Lineage: Eukaryota; Dinophyceae; Suessiales; Symbiodiniaceae.
AUGGACGUCUGGGAGGAGCUUCAUUGGCGCUUCUUCGAGGAGCUGAAAGAAUCCUUGAGGCUCUUAAAGAAGGAGGCGGGCAGGGAGACGAUGUCCUUGUCCGAUAUCAAGUUCUUCGCGCUCAUGCCCAACGCGACGGGCACUGCAUGGUUGGAGCUGCCCCGCACCUUUGACCUGAGGUUCCCGGACGGCUGGUUCAUGACGGAAGUCCUGCCGCGCAUUGAGAGAAAGCAGGAGCGUAUGUUAUGGCGUCUGACCUGGGAAGGCACUCGGAGCGCGAAGCCCUCUGCCCAUGCGGGCGGGGACCAGAAAGCUGAGGUGGCACCAAAGCCGACCGUCAAGAACUUGUGGGGCCCCAAGUUGACCACUGAGGAGGUGAACAAGGCGAAGGAGAGGGCCCCCGUCGAUCGGGAGGGUCUCUUGCUGUGCUGGGGCGCGUUGACACACAUGGGCUGCAGCAACUUAGCAUGUGGCCGCUCUCACUCUGACCUUCAGGGCAAGUUCGAGGCGCUCGACCCCUGCGUGCAGAUCCAGUUGCUUCGUCGAGGGGGCCUUCGGAGGAUGAAGCCCGAGACAAAGGAGUCGGUGGCGGAGAAGAUCAAGGUCAUCCGGGCCGCCGUCGCGAAGGAUAAGGCGUCCAAGAUUACCGACCGGAAGUCGGGCCACGGGGAGGAGGAGCCACCCGGCGAGACACGAGCUGGCGGCGAGAAGGUGGUGCAGUUCGAGGAGAUCCCGGAGGAGUUCGGCGCGGUGGACUACACGAUUGCGGAGGAGGACCUGCGCGCCACCGAGGCUGCGAAGGGUGAGUCCGCACCGCAAGAAGCGAAGGACCUCGUGGCGCAGGCCGAGAGCCUCGCCAAUGGCCCUGUUCUGGGCAAGCUCCACAACGCCUCCGACGAUCUGUUUGCAUGGGCGGCCACUCGUGUCGCUGUGGCCCCUCAUGCUUCCUUGGAAGACAUCCUCGGCGAGAUGGCCACGUAUGGCAUCGGUGAAAUGGCGGCUGAGGCUACCGACAUCCUGGAGGCACAGUGCGGCGCCCGAGCUGGUUCGUCCGGGGGCAUUCAGGUGUCAGCGGUGGUCUGGGAGUCCGGGUGCCCGGGCAAAGCCACCGCAACAAUCGAAGGGGUUGUCUGGACCGUGUGGGACUACAAGGAGGAGGUCCGGAUGUCGGAGGAGCUCGCGGGGAUGCUACAGCAGCCGGAGGAGGCUAUCGAGAAGCGGCAGUGUGUCACGAAGGCGAUCGCAGCGGGCAUCCUGUGGAGGCAGCUAGCAAGGCAGCCAAACCCGGGCGAGGUGGAGGCUAAGGCAUUGGAGCUGCGUAUGGAGCAGACCAGGCUGGCGCUCGAGGCGCAGGCGGUGAUGGGCGAGCCGGCCCACAAGGUUGCCCCUAUCGAGGCCGAGAUCCGCAUCUACACCCACGACACCGUGCGCGCCAACCAUGACAAGGACUUUCGAUCAUUGGCGGUGUUUCCUCUUUUGGAUCUGGAGGACUGCAAGCUGGUCGUUGUGAGGGCGGACUACAAGGGCGACGUGGUGGUGGAGACCGUGACUGGCCCUUUGUGGCGGGAUGAUGGCUGGACUUUGUGGACUUUGAUUUGGAGGGGCCACAUGGUGUUUCUCGAGCCCCCGCCAAGCCUGCAAGCGGAGAUCUUUCUGGACCGCUGGCAACCCUACGAUACACCUGCUUUGGGCUUCUUGUUUUUCUGGCACACCAGGCAUGAUCAGGAGCGCACUUCCCCGGGCCUGGUCCAGUGUCGGCUAUGCAAGGGCCGCAAGGCCGGCGACGCCGUGGUGCAUGUGCGCAGGGAAAGUAACUUGGCAGCAGCGGCCAUCGUGGGCUGCAUCCGGGCGGGUUCGCGUCCCAACUUCGACAAGCUCAGCGUGCGGGGCCACGGACUGUGUUUCCAGGAGGUCUUUGCGGGGGCCGGCGUUAUGACCAAGGGUUGGUCCGAUGCAGGCGUUCGGGUGCUCGAGCCGGUGGAGCUCUGGGAGGACCCGUUUCAGCGUGUUGGCCACCGUCCGGAGCAUGAUCUUUCUCGAGGCGAAGUCCAGAAGCGCAUGCUGUACCUAGCCAGUGGGGGCGAGGCCAACGUGUGGUGGAUUGCGCCUCCAUGUACCAGCUUCUGUGAUUGGGGCGCCCAGAACGGUGGCACGCGUACUUUCCGGUGCCCUUGGGGUGGCGCUCAAGAUCAACCCCACAAAGAGGUGGAGCUCCAGGGCAACAUGCUGAGCAAGGUGGCGGCGGAGCUCUUCAUGUGCGCUCUCCGCCACGGCGCCUUUCCCAUCGUCGAGUCGUCGGGCUCUUCAGGCCGCUAUCCCAAGAUGUGGGACCUUCCUUGGUGGCGUGAGAUCUUGGCCAGGCCCGACGUUCAGUUCGUGGAGUUCCCCAUGUGUGCCUUUGGCCUGGGCCCGCCCGACGGCGACGGCUACUACCACCAUCGCACCCGGGUGGCGUUUCCUCGCUGCGAGGCCUUGGCUUCAGCUUUGUCGCGGUGUUGCCCAGGUGUUGGAGCUUCUCAUCGGCAUGUUCCUUUGGCGGGAGUUCGUCCAGGCGCGUCCCGGUCACGAUGCGCCGAGGCCGGUGUGUACCCACAGGAGUUCGUGCGGGCUGUUGUCUCUACUUUGCAGCAAACUUUGGUGGCUGGGGGGGGACAGGACGAUGAGCCACAGGAGUCCGCGGAGGAAACCAGAGCCGGCGGUGAUAUGACGAGCUUGUGGGGUAGAAAGAUUGGCGCCCGCCAUGGAUGGCUGGAUGAGCUUGAUGACGUCGAGGCUUCGGAGGAGACAAGGGCUGGCGGGGUGGAGCUCUACAGCGCACCCUCGGAGGACGCGAAGUUCGCGGCCAAGCAGUACAUCGAGCUCACCGGGAAGGCCGGGCCGGGAUGCCCUGGGGCUUGGAAGCGAGUUUGUGAAGGAGGCGAGUGCCUGGUUCGCAAAGCUGGGUCGGUGAGGCUGGCGGCAGAGAGCUUGUGGGCGGUUCGCGAGGAGGAGGGGCUCAAUAACUUGCGGGGCGUUGACGAGGCAGGUUUGGAUACCGUGCUGCACCCCGACCUCCUGGACUACCUUCGUGACGUACGCAAGAGGGGCCUUGCCGCAAGGUUUGUGGGCCAGCGACAGAGAUGCCAAGCCAAAGUGCACCCAAACGGGCGCAGGAACCUGUCACAGGUCUACCGCCAGAUCUGGAAGGACGUGGGCAAGCUGAGGGUGCUGGUGGUGCCGUCUCAUUUGGAAAACAUGGGUCCCGUGGUCUCCAGCCCGUUCGAUGCUGUGGAUAAGAUGCUCCCGGACCGCUCGAUUGCCCCCGACAAGCGCAUCGUCCACGACCAAAGGCUAAUCAACGAGGGCACCCACAAGGACUGGCACCCACCGGCGGUACAACCACGACAUGAACAGGUGGCCAGACUGGUUCUGUUUGCCAAGUCCCAGCUGCCUGGUGUUGAGGUCCUCAUGAGCAAGAAGGAUAUCGCUGGUGCGUUUCGGCUGUUGUGGGUUGACCCCAAGGACGUGGAGCUGUUUGCGGGUGACCUCCCGUGGGCUCCGGAGGAGAUGGAGGAUGGUGAGGAUGUGGCCGGCGAGGGCAUGACCAUCGUCUAUUUGGUCAGCUCCUUCGGCUUUUCCGGCUCCCCGGAGAGUGGACAGUGUGGGGCAAGGCGGGACCUGUCUUGGUCCUUCGAGAGCCGCAUCUUGGUCGAUGACAACGUGCUGGUGGAGCCCCUGAUCGGCUUGAGGCCCUGGGUGGCGAGCGAGGUCUACGAGCUGGGGGUGAAAACGCUAUUGGGCGAGGCGGCGGUGAACCGCGAGAAGGACUUGAUCGAAGGGCCCUUCCGGACGUUUCAGACCGUGUGGGGCCUCGACAUGGACACGGCCACAGAGGAGAUCCACUUACCGGAGCGCCGGAUCCUCAAAGGCGCUCACUUGCUCAACGACGGGGCCUUCGAGUAUGGUUGCAAGGACUUGACGGUCAGGACGGUGCAACGUUUUCGGGGCAUCGCCGCCGGGUGGACGGUCAUCGUGCGGGGCCUCAAGAAUGAACUCAAGGCCGCGGAUCGGUUCUUGUGCGGAGGCUGCGACGGCGGCGCCAAAGUUAGCCCGAAGCUGUGGGUGCCCGGUGACGAGGAGGAGAUCGAGCAGGCAUGGUGCGACCUUUGGGAGCUGUUCGAGGAGUCGAGGUGGCUAUGUGCGAGGCCGGAGACGUGGUCUACAAAGUUUGGCGCGAGCAUGAGAGAGCUGCUCCCGAUCAGGGAACGACUGGCCUUACCAGGCGAGUGGGAGGCCGGCACCAUUUUCGUGUCAUCGGAUGCGACCAAGGUUAUGAUCGCCGCCAUCGACUGGACCACUGGAGUGGUGAUGCGGAUGAAAGCAAAGGCGGCAGCCGAGUGGGUGCAGCGAUGCGGCGAGGACGAGGAGGUGGCCAUCCACGUCGCGGAGAUGCUAUCGUUCCUCGCCUUUGCGUGCAAGGUCGGGGAGUUCUGGAAGGGCAAAGUCGUCAUCUACGGCGGGGACAAUAAGAUCGUGAAGGAGUGGAUCACCGGCCGAAAGGCCGGAACCCGUGUGGGCCGCAUGCUGGUGAGGGUUAUGAACCUGCUGGAGAUGCGCUUCCGUUUCGCAUUGGUGGCUACCUGGUGGCGUACGUUCCACAAUAUCCACGCGGACUUCCUGACCAGGUGCUCCGAUGCGGAGUUCCAGGCCAUCGUGGAGGAGAAAGGGUGGGCCGUCGUCGAUGUGACCAAUGCCCUUCGUCAGGCUCUCGUCGACUCCGAGCGCUUCGGCCCGUGUUUGCUUGCCUGGGGCGAAGAGGAUAGAAGAGUGCUUAUGCAACUGAAAGAGAGGAGGCUGCGGCGGGCAGUGCCCCACACCAUCAGCCCGACGUGGGGUGAGUUCUGUGCAGUGGAGCUGUGUGGAUCCGGACGUGUCGUCAAGGACUUCGUCAAUGCGGUGGAGGCCGUUGGGGGCUGCUGCCGUUCGGCUCCUUGGUCUGGUGCUGUGCUACGGGAUGAGGUCGUCUUCGCGUCCCUGCCUCCGGAUGUCCAUGCGAAGACGGUGGUGGCGGUCUGUACGGCCGCGAUCGAGGGGCCGGCCCGGUUCGUUGUGAUCGAAGGGCCUCGUCAAGUUGCCUGGGAACAGGCGGCGAAGGUUUUCGAGCGGGCCAUGUGGGACAACGAGACCCAGGAGUUCCUCACCACCGAGUUCGGGGAGAUCGCUGUGAGGCGGAGGAAAUGGUAG